AUGGAUGUAUUCAUUCAACCAACAAAAGGAAGGUCAUUUGCAAUUGAAGUUGGCUAUUUUGACACUAUUUUAGAGAUUAAAGACAAGAUCCAAAGAGAUCAAGGUAUUCCUAUACCAAAACAAACCUUAAUCUUCAAAGGUAAUGUCCUAGAGGACCAUUUGAAUGUUCAUUAUUCUGAUAUCCUCGAUCGUUCUUACAUUCAACUCGUCGUGGAGUCCGAACCAGACAAGAAUUAUACGAUCAAAGCAGAACAACAGUCAUCGUCCUCUCAGACGAGGAAAAUCCAACUCCUCCUCAAAAUGCCAACGUCCAAACUGGGAGUCGCGUUAGAGGCGGAUGUUACAGAUAGCAUUUGGAGGGUAAAAGAGAGAAUUCACGACAUGGAAGGCGUACAUGUGAAUAAAUUAGUCAUGCGUGCAAAUGGAAUCGAAUUGAUCGAUCAUCAGACGCUUCAAAAUUAUGGACUUUCAGAUAAUUCGGAAAUCGAUGUUAGUAUCAAGGCUAGUACGAUCAUUGUGUCCGCACCAACAACAACAAUAAUAACAACAACUUCUUCAGGAUCAUCUGUGAAUAAUAAUGGAAACGGAUCCGGAUUCGGAUCGAAAAAAUUAAGAAUUAUGAUUUUAUCAAAAUGUGGUACUAAGAAAAUUCCGAUCGAAGUUAAUCCGUUAGACAACGUGGGACACUUGAGGAAAGAAUUACAAACAUUGGAAUUAGAGCUUCCACAAGAAGGGUAUUUUUUUAUUUAUAAACAAAACGUGAUGGAUGAUGAUCGUUCAUUUAGAUGGCAUCAUGUUUGUCAAGGUGACACUAUUGAGAUCUUUAAUGGUAGUGUCACUGGUGGAGUUUGA
Messenger RNA from Solanum dulcamara, 852 nucleotides. Its product is annotated as ubiquitin domain-containing protein 7SL RNA1-like. Gene Ontology annotation, cellular component: nucleoplasm; cytosol. Lineage: Eukaryota; Viridiplantae; Streptophyta; Magnoliopsida; Solanales; Solanaceae. Gene Ontology annotation, biological process: proteasome-mediated ubiquitin-dependent protein catabolic process. The coding region runs from base 1 to 852 and encodes 283 amino acids. Gene Ontology annotation, molecular function: ubiquitin binding; polyubiquitin modification-dependent protein binding; proteasome binding. The record is from RefSeq and is a predicted model, not a curated record. The transcript has a single exon.